This is a messenger RNA of Achroia grisella, 3096 nucleotides long. RefSeq lists its product as uncharacterized. Gene Ontology annotation, biological process: positive regulation of cytokinesis; cilium assembly; regulation of exit from mitosis. Gene Ontology annotation, cellular component: spindle pole; centrosome; kinociliary basal body. The transcript is spliced from 17 exons. The coding region runs from base 69 to 2609 and encodes 846 amino acids. NCBI's taxonomy places the organism in Eukaryota, Metazoa, Arthropoda, Insecta, Lepidoptera, Pyralidae. The record is from RefSeq and is a predicted model, not a curated record. Gene Ontology annotation, molecular function: protein tyrosine/serine/threonine phosphatase activity; protein serine/threonine phosphatase activity.
UAGAUUUAGUUUUUUAUCUAUAUAAUCUAUAUAAUGUACAUAAGAUAUAAAUAUUUUACCUUAAAAUCAUGAACCGAAAUCCUGAUAUAAUGUUCAUGGCCGAAUAUAUUAAAAAUGUGUUGUAUUUUGCUACAGUACGACCAGGAAAAGUACUUAAAAACACAGCUGGAACGCAUUACUUCACCAUUGAUAAUGAUUUAGUUUACGAAAACUAUUACUCAGACUUUGGUCCUUUAAAUCUAGGUUGUGUUUAUAAAUAUUGUAGGAUAUUGAAUGAAAAAUUAAAACAAUAUUUAAAUAAGCAGAUUAUUAUUCAUUAUACAUCAAUCGAUACGAAGAAAAAAGCUAACGCAGCAUUUUUGUUGGGAUGUUAUGGUGUACUUUAUCUGAGCUUAACUCCAAGAGAUGCCUUGAAACCACUUAUGGUACAUGGUCAAAGUUACAGACCUUUUCAAGAUGCGAUACAAGGCGAUUCAUGUCAUACGAUUAAUCUAUUUGACUGUUUACAAGCAAUAAAGAAAGCGCGCGAAUUGGGUUUUUUUAAUUUUCAGGAUUUCAAUUAUGAGGAAUAUGAUAGGUUAGAUAAAAUACAAGGCGGUGAUCUCAAUUGGAUUGUUCCAGGUAAAUUUUUGGCAUUCAUUGGUCCUGUGGACUGCAGUGUCUCAUUGUAUCAUCCACCAGAGAUGUACAUAGAUUAUUUUCUCGAGAAUAAAGUUAAAAUUGUCAUCAGACUUAAUAAACGAUUAUACGAUAGUAAUAUCUUCAGUAAUGUUGGUAUCACGCACUAUGAUCUAUUUUUCCCUGAUGGUUCAUGCCCACCUCGGCAUAUACUAUUCAAGUUUUUGCAGAUCAGUGAAGGAGAUGAUGGGGCUAUUGCCGUUCAUUGCAAGGCAGGUCUUGGUCGCACGGGCUCGCUAAUCGGUUGCUAUCUCAUGAAACAUUAUCGAAUGACCUCUCACGAAGCUAUAGGCUGGAUGAGAAUUUGCAGACCUGGUUCCGUGAUUGGCCAUCAGCAGAGUUGGUUAGAAGAAUUGGAACCGUGGCUGCUAAAACAGGGGAAUAUUUAUAGAAAACGCAUUUACCAAAACACGGAAAAAUUCCCUAUACACGAAUUUGGGGUGUAUUCGAUUACUGAAAAGACCAUAAAACAAAGGCCGGUAAUAUUCCAUAAAUCGCCGUCGCCCCCACCGCCUAUGCAAAGAGAAAUACGCUCAGACUUUAUGCCUGUUAGGCCACAAGCAUCCAGAGUUCGAGAAGAAAAAAACGAAGAAGAGAUAUUCCUCACUUCUUGCGAUUUGACGACAAAGUCUGUAGCUCCUAUGACUCAAAUCAAAGGCUGCGUAAUAAAAAAUGAAGUAAAUCUCGAAGAAUGUAAUGAGAAUGAUCAAAGUAGCGAACAAAACAUGUCGUUUUGGAAAAAGUAUCUUUGUUGUCAUGCAUGUUUCACAACAUGUAACAACACUUUAUGGAUGUUGGCGGUGCGUUGUGCUGGCGUUACUCCCAAAUUAUGUGAAAAUAGUAUUUUUUGCGACUUCAUAGACAGGGUAGCUCCUUAUAAAAUGGCCGAAAAGGAGUCAAGUGACUGCCGUGUAAGAGUUCCAAGAGUAAACAGCCAAAAGACGCAAAUUCAAAGUUUCCAAAAUGGCAUUCAAAGCAGAGAUCGAAAUGAUGUCGGGGGUGUUAUGUCUCAACGUGGUAGUGGUGCUGGUGAGCCGAGAGGGCGGUCACCGUUACCCGGCAGUACUGCUAGAUCUCAAGUGCAACGCAACAGUUCAAUGUCUAAUGAACUUAAUUCAAAAAUCUCUGGUGGAUACAAUCACCCUAUACCCACAUUUAGAACAACUCAAGGACCUAUUAUUAAAACAAUAAACGAUGCAAGGAACUUCCUGAUGAAAUCCAGUAUAUAUAAAGUAGGACGAGAAAGGCAACUGAAUUCUUCAAUAACAAUAACUCCUCGAUGUACAUAUCGAGCAUCUGAUUAUGCAGAAAACUUUGUAACUGAACGCAUAUCCCAUGUCACGCCUUCAUCUUUCAGCACAGUAACAAGAGGUCCUACUCAGCCUCAAUGUCGACGUCGUCUUGGUCGAAGCCCAAGCCCGCCACAACGCUAUGAACAAAGUCGUGCCACGAAUACACCUACAACCGCUGAAAGGUUCCUUGCAAAAGAUACUUCAAAGUCGGCGGCAUUGAGAGAAGAAUUAUCUAGAUUAAAAUUAUCGUGUCCACGCGAUGGGUCCAUCGGUGCGGCAUCGUUGGGGGCUCGACGUGACGCCCCGGCCCCCAAACGAGCUCCCAGUGUCCGGUCGGACGAGCGCCCUCAUGCAACACAAGGGGACUUGCUUAAUAGCAUUAAGUUCCAAAGAAGAUUCCGUGAUUCUUUUCAUUCCGAUAAAUUGAAUACUAUUUAUACUGAUAAACUCAGCUCGCUAAUUAAGGAUAAAACUAGUAUGAAGAAUGCAAACUCUAGGAACAAUAUUGGGACCAGGCGCACCUUCAAUCAGGAAUUCUGUGCACCAAAAGAAAAAUCUAGUACAGCUUCGAGAGACUUCGCUCCGCCUCGACCGAACUCGCCCAAAGGAAGACGGAACGCAAAUAGCACUUUCCAUUAAUAUCUACAUGUGGCCAUUGAAAUUCUGUUGUGUUAAUGAACAAAUAUAUUUUUUAUUAUUUACACAUUAUUUAAUUUUAACAUUUGUUUAAAAUUAUGAGGAGCAUUUUCCUCUAUCAACUGGCAGAUUUGUAAUACAUUAUAUCACAUGCCUAACAUUAUAAUUGACAAAGUAAAAACUGAAAACUGUGGUCUCUUUUUUAGUUCUUGUUGAAUAUGAAACUGAUUGAUAAAUAAAAUUUUAAAAAAAUCAAAAAGUUUUACUUAUAUAAGCGAUAUAAUAACAACGAUUUUAUAUUAACAAUCUGCCAGUUGUAACCUAAAUUUUCGAUAUAUUUACAAAUACUCUACUUACAGACUAAUAUUUACAAGAUGGCUAACUGCUUAAAAAGCCGACGUUAAACAGCAGCCGGUCGACUCUUCCUACAUAAAAUCAUGUAUGACAUAUUCGGCUACUUCCUUGUUUUACAAUUUUAAAACCGACUUUA